Messenger RNA from Talaromyces proteolyticus, 1245 nucleotides. RefSeq lists its product as uncharacterized. Bases 1 to 1245 code for a protein of 414 amino acids. NCBI's taxonomy places the organism in Eukaryota, Fungi, Ascomycota, Eurotiomycetes, Eurotiales, Trichocomaceae. The transcript has a single exon. The record is from RefSeq and is a predicted model, not a curated record.
AUGUCGGCACUUUUUUGCCUCGUUCUUUACUGGCUUUCUCCCGCCCUCGCCGAAAUUAUCCAAUACUGCCACGAUGAUCCUGUAUUCUGCUUCUCGGUCACACUGCAGCAAAACGAGACCAGCGGCCACGAUGUCUACUUGACAAUUACUGCGACACCUUCAGACCUUGGAGGCUGGACUUCAAUCGGCUUCGGCACUGGAAUGAAAGAUGCCUUGAUGUUCAUCAUCUACGCCGACCAGGAUCAAGAGUCGCUGGUAACAAGUAUUCGCACCGCCGAUGGCCACGUUAUGCCUACGCUCUUCCAGGGCCAUACCCACGACAUUGAAGUCCUGCAUGCCGACGCUUCCGAGUCCAAAUACUACGCCCAAUUUGUUUGUCAUUCGUGUGAUGUUUGGUCGCCUGCUAAGAUCGAUGCGAAUGGAAACACUUCGUUUAUUUACGCUGGAACCUCCAAACAAGCUUUCCACGGCGCUGAUCUGAACUCAAAACUAACGGUGCAUGAAUACUCGGGUGUUGUGAUUGGGGAUUUGAGCAGUGCCUGGAAAUUGCACAAAGACGACCGCAUUCCAGAAAUAAAGCCCAAUGAAAUCAUUGGAUUCAAUGAACCCUCCAAACCUUCCCAGGACGAGUCGGUGUUUUCCCGUGUCAGGGUCCACGGUUUCAUCAUGACUGUCGCCUUCAUGGGCCUCUUCUUUGCCGGUAGCUUAGCCAUUCGACUGCCCUUACUUCGUGCCUUCAAGUACCACUGGGUCAUUCAGCUGUCCGCAUCAUUUCUAGCCCUCGGAAGUGCCGCUUACAUGAUCUUGCGAUCCACGCAUUUCGGUACCCAUAAAAUUAUUGGUAUCAUUGUGGUUUCCAGCUUGGUCGUCCAAGCCGCCGCAGGUUACAAGCAUCACAUUGACUUUGUAAAGAUUCGUCGACGAGGACUUUUUUCGCUCGUCCACAGAUGGCUUGGACGGAGUAUUUUUGUUCUAGGGACAUUGAAUGUCGGCCUAGGAAUGUAUUAUCGUGGAUGGUCGACGAUGGGAAUGCUCGGCUGGUUCGUUAUUUGGAGUGCUGAACUUGUCAGCUAUGCGUACGUGCAGUUACAGCAUCGGCGUCGGACAAUGAAGGAGCAACGGGGACAGCCGGUGGCUUUGAGGGAUUCGGACAGUGAGGUGUUUGAUAUCGGGGACGACCUGGAGGAUGAAGAUGAUAUUGAAGGAAUUCCAUUGAUGGAGACUGAUAAGCAUGGCGCGAAAUAG